This is a messenger RNA of Benincasa hispida (wax gourd), 2553 nucleotides long. RefSeq names its product U-box domain-containing protein 13-like. NCBI's taxonomy places the organism in Eukaryota, Viridiplantae, Streptophyta, Magnoliopsida, Cucurbitales, Cucurbitaceae. The record is from RefSeq and is a predicted model, not a curated record. Gene Ontology annotation, molecular function: protein binding; ubiquitin-protein transferase activity. Gene Ontology annotation, biological process: cell surface receptor signaling pathway; protein ubiquitination.
CUGCUCUCUUCCGGCAUAUCUUCCUUUCUCUUUCUUGAGUCUUCAUCUUUCCUGUUAGAAGCAUUCUCUCUCACGGGGCGAUUAUGGAGAGAUGUUUUCAACAUCACGGCGAGACUUGGCUGGCCAACACGCAAAGAUUUUGGAGAAUUUGAUGCGAUUUCUUUCCUUUGUUUGUUUCUGUUUGUUGUUGUAGGCGGUUAUUUUGAGAGAUUUUUUUUGUUUGGAUUGAGAGAUUAUGGAGGAGGACAAUAAUGGCGGCUCCUUUCGGAGUUUGAUCGACUUGGUGAACGAUGUAGCUUCAAUCUCAGACUACAGGUACGCGGUCAGAAAGCAGUAUUGUAAUUUAGCUAGGCGACUGAAGCUGUUGAUCCCAUUGUUUGAGGAGAUGAGGGAUAUCAAGCAGCCGCUGCCUGAUGAUACCGUUAGAGCUCUUGCUUCGUUGAAAGAAGCUCUGGAAUCGACCAAGGAGUUGCUUAGACAAGGGAGCGAGGGGAGCAAGAUUUAUCUGGCCUUGGAUAGAGAGCAAAUCUUGAAUCAAUUUCACGAGGUGACAGCUAGACUAGAGCAAGCUCUGAAUGAAAUUUCACAUGAAGAUCUUGACAUAUCUGAUGAAGUUAAGGAGCAGGUUGAGCUUGUUCUCUCUCAAUUCAGAAGAGCUAGAGGAAGGAAUGAUACACAAGAUGCCGAGGUGUAUGUUAACCUCAACUCUCUAUAUAACAACAACAGAGACUCUGCUGAUCCUUCUAUCUUGAAAGUACUGGCUGAGAAGUUGCAACUGAUUGUUAUAGCUGAUCUUACUCAAGAGUCUCUUGCUUUACAUGAAAUGGUUUUGGCUAGUGAUGGAGAUCCAGGGGGGCGAUUUGAGAAAAUGUCAAUAUUAUUGAAGAAAAUAAAAGAUUUUAUGCUAACUGAAAACCCUGAAAUUGGUCUUUCUUCAAAAGAACAAAGUCAUCCUCGCACUGGUGGACAAGUGUCUGCUGGUAAGAAAGAUAUAGUGUCCCUCCACAUACCUGAAGACUUUCGGUGCCCCAUAUCCCUGGAUUUGAUGAAAGAUCCCGUCAUUGUCUCCACGGGACAGACCUAUGAACGUGCGUUCAUUGAGAAGUGGCUGGCAGAUGGACACUCGACAUGCCCGAAAACUCAACAAGUUCUCACUAGCAAAAUUCUUACACCAAAUUAUGUUUUACGUAGUCUCAUAGCUCAAUGGUGCGAGGUCAAUGGGAUUGAACCACCACAACGUUCCAGCAGUUCUCAGCCCAGUAAGUUGACUCCGGCUGAACGCUCCAAGUAUGAAGCUCUACUCCACAAACUCGCAUCAGGCAACAUUGAAGACAAGCGAUCUGCUGCUGGUGAGAUUCGCCUUCUAGCCAAACGCAAUGCAAAUAAUCGUGUGGCCAUUGCUGAAGCUGGUGCAAUCCCUCUCCUCGUUGAUCUCCUUUCAACAACAGACCCCCUCACUCAAGAACAUGCUGUGACAGCGUUACUUAACCUUUCAAUUUGUGAUAAUAAUAAGAGAAGCAUCAUGUCCUGUAGGGCAGUGCCUGCGAUAGUCCAUGUGCUGAAGUGGGGGAGUAUGGAAGCACGUGAAAAUGCUGCUGCCACUCUUUUCAGUCUCUCGGUUGUAGACGAAUAUAAAAUAAUGAUCGGCGCAUCGGGAGCCAUUCUGCCACUUAUUGCGCUACUCAAUGAAGGUACUCAAAGGGGGAAGAAGGAUGCUGCAACCGCUCUUUUCAACUUGUGUUUCUUCCAAGGGAACAAGAUAAAGGCAGUCAGGGGUGGUGUUGUUUCCAUACUGGUGCAGCUGUUGACAGAAUCUAGAAUAGGGAUGGUAGAUGAGGCACUAGCAAUUUUAGCCAUACUAGCCAGCAAUUCGGAAGGGCGGGCUGCGAUUGGAGCAGCCGAAUCUGUCCCCAUUUUAGUAAAUUUCAUUGGAACAGGAUCCCCUAGGAACAGGGAAAAUGCAGCUGCAGUUUUGGUGCAUCUUUGCAUGGGAGACAAACGACAUCUCGUCAAAGCGAAGGAGCUCGGAGUGAUUGGUUUGCUUAUGGAUUUGGCAGAAAAUGGCACGGACCGAGGUAAGCGAAAAGCAACACAAUUGCUUGACCAAAUAAACAGGUUUACAGAGCUGCAGAAAGAGGCUGAGGUUCAAUCCCAGUCUCAAACCCAGCUGUUGCUACCGCCGCCACUACCUUCCACAAUCGGCGACGUCGAAAGCUGACCAGGUUUUUUCUUCCCAUUGUCUUUUCCAUUGUCGAAUUUCUUUCUUUCUUUUAUCAUACACAAUGAAGGAAGGCAGCUCUGCUUUGUUCAUGGAGGUGGAAGAUCACCAGCCAAACUUAAAUUUGUAAAUUAUAAAUUCCUUCUUUUAAUUUGCGUGAGAGGAACUUAAGUUCCAUGGAUGAAUCAUGAGACUAUAUUACUAGGAAGUAGAACUAUAUUCAUCCUCAAAAUCUUAAAAAAGAGAGAUGGUUUGUAAAUUGAUUAUUAUAAACCGAAUAUAAACUGCAGUGUAUUUGGGCAAAUUAGCCAAAAAAUUUUAAUCACUUUUCUAAA